This is a messenger RNA of Phymastichus coffea, 3004 nucleotides long. Its product is annotated as ankyrin repeat domain-containing protein 1-like. The transcript is spliced from 2 exons. The record is from RefSeq and is a predicted model, not a curated record. Bases 300 to 1829 code for a protein of 509 amino acids. NCBI's taxonomy places the organism in Eukaryota, Metazoa, Arthropoda, Insecta, Hymenoptera, Eulophidae. Gene Ontology annotation, cellular component: nucleus; cytoplasm. Gene Ontology annotation, molecular function: protein binding.
ACCAAUCGAACUCACUCGAUAAAGGAUUAGCGCACCGAAAACAUACCAAAUGAGGGUAUUUACUAAGGCCUUUCGUAAUCCUCUAUAAGGUGGCUUUCCCAUUCGCAGUAGGCCCAACUUUGCUUAGCCCUUGAAUGCUGAUGCAAAUUUGAGCGUACUUACGCAGUUUCUAAGAUGAGCUACAUAAAUUUGUCGAGUGACGGUCCAACCAUUUAGAUAGUCUUGAAUUGGAGAGGAAGCAUUGCCGAAGCGCACGUCGCCCUCGUCACAGCUGAUUGUCAUUCCUUGUUUUUGGCGAGAUGAUUCUGUUACAGUUUAGGUUCAGAUCAUCUAAGAAAAGACUCGACCGCGAAGUUCGCAAGCUAGUGAAACAAAAGAAAAAUGAGAAAAUCAUAUCCAUCAUCAAAACAUACAAUUCGUCAGACUUGAUAGACUGCAAAGGCACGACGAUCUUCCACUUGGCCGCCCAGUACAGUAAUGUCGAUUUGAUUAAUAUCCUGUUGAGCUGCGGCUACGACAUAAACGUACGCGAUACGCAAGGAACGACGCCGCUACUGACGGCGAUCCACCACAACAACUUGGAAGUUGUAAAAUUAUUGCUCGACGCAAAAGCGGAUAUUUUCGUCCCUAAUGCAACCGGGCAGACACCGCUGCAACUGCUGGGCGAUAAGAAAAAUGAGUUACCAGCGAGCGUGACGGAAAACCUGUUGAACCGAUUGAAGAACUGCCGUGGAAACGCCAGAGACACGGCGCGAACGCUAGUGGACGCUCAUUGUUCGCUCGAAUUGGCGUUGAUGUUGGAGAGAGCAGACGUGACCGAAGCCAUGCUGCAACACACCGAAGAGCUGUCUGGACACCACACACGUGAUCUUUUACUCGCCGCGAUGAAUUCUACAUAUCUGGAGAACGUCCCGGUACUUUUACAGCAUGGCUCUAAGGCUGCCUUCAGGAAGGGCAAGUUUCUGGAAAUUCUCGCGGAGCGUAUCAAAGGUUCGGCGUUCGAACUGGAAUCUAUAAGGCCGUUUUUGCUCAAGCUACCCGAUUGGGAUGUCGUCGAUGCGAACUUCAUUGAGUUUCUGCAGAAGGUGUUCGAGAAGUUGGAGAAGCCAGUGCUGGACAAGCUGCUAGAGUGCAAAGUCGAUGAUUACGUGAGGCGCAAAUUUGAAAUGGAGCUGUUGGUGCAUGCGGUUGUGAAUCGUAACGACAACGUGAUCGAGCUGUUGCGCGAUGAGAAUUUCCACGUCGACGCGCGUGACCAGAGUGGACAAACUGGAUUGCACAUCGCGACGAUUCACGGGUACCCCGAUAGAGUGCAAUAUUUGUUAGACAGAGGCGCGAAUCCGAAUGUCCUUGAUAAAAGAGGCCAAUCGCCGUUGAUUUUAGCUUGGGAUACCAAGUGUAUUAAACUGCUAUUACGAGCUGGCGCUGACGUUCAAAUUAUCGAUCACAGUGGUCUCACAGUUUUCGAAAAGAGCAGUAAACUUUCCGAACCGAUAUGUCUUUUACUCGGCCAUCUGGCGAUCGUCGAAGAUUGCGGGGUUAAGAUUAAACGUAAGAUAUUCAAUCAAAUUAAUUAUCAUGAUGAUUUCAGACAAUGUUUUGAUAAGUGUAGGAUGCAGAUCGAGCGGAUGAAGAUGCAGGAGAUUAGAACAGCUCUGACACUUUAUAUGUGUUUGGUUCAAAAACCUGAAAAUUUGAUUAAACACGUGCGACAUCGUGAAACUGUUAUUUCGAUAUUGGACUGCGCCAGAAAACUUAGAUUACCACCUUUUUAUGUGUCUACAGUGGAGUAUAAUCUAAAUAGAACCCUGAAUAUGAUUAUACGUUGACGUAUUGCUGCAUGAUCAUGAUAUUGUUAAUACUCUGUGAUUUCAUUUCCCUUAAAAACUGUCUUCUUAUUCCUACGAGUUUUAUAAGAAUUUAUGAAUCACAUUGUAUUAUUAUGUGCAAGUAAUGAAUUUAUUAUCAUUCAUUUAACAAUAUUUGUUAAUUAAUAUUUAUUGACUUUUGGAUAUACAGCGUUAAUUUCCAAAGAUUUGCAUUUGGCAUAGUAAAUGUAUAAUAAUAUGUCACAUUGUCGCUAAUUUUACGUAUCUCCUUUCAUUUAAGUGAACCAAACACUUUUUCUAAAUCUAUCUUCAUUAUAAUUGCAAGUCUCUGUCUUAUCAAGUUAUUAUACAGGUACAUACAGGGUGUUUAGCUAUAUAGAUAAUGGAUGGUAUACCAGGUUGGAUUCCGCUUCUCUUUUAAAUAAAUCGAAUUAGCAGUUGUGCCUGACAAUUGAACUUUCUUUGUUCUUUGUUCUAAUAUAUUUGUUUAUGAUCUCAAACUUUUUGUAGUAUAUAUUUAUAUUGAUAUAGUUAUAUUAUUCAUGAAAAAUAUUGUCAGUCGAAAUUUCUACUUUCAACAAUCAACAUAACUAUCAACUUCUCAACUGAUUAACCGUGAAUAUUUCGAAGUUUUUAUUAGAUUAUAAGUUUAAUUAAAAAUUGUUUUUUAUUAAAUUAUAUUGCAACGAAUGAGUCAAAAUUACUCAUAGUAUUUUAUAAUUCAAUAAAUUUAUAAUUCUCUUCAAUAUUGAUGACGUGUAUUCGAAGUUAAAUUUUGUAGUAGAUAUCAAAAAUAUGUUGAGUUAAACUGUCAGGCGCAUUUGAAAAAGAAAAAAAGUAAAAUUAACUUUAUGCGCUACACGUUACUUACAUAGCUAAUCAUUUAAAAGUCUGUUGUAAUUAAUUUUGAAAUUAUCGCUAGAUUGGCAAUUCAAAGCAUACAGUUGUUUUAUGUUUGUACUGCAUUUUAUAAUUAUUAUAUUUUGUGUAUAAUAAUUUGGACUUGAUUCAAGCAUGAAACUAAAUAUUAUUUAACAGAAAAAUAAGAGAUUAGCGUGCGAAGCGCGCUUGACGACACUAGUUACAUACAAAUAAUGCAUGCUGUCACAUAAGAUACGGCCACAUAUGCGCGUUCAGACGCGUUAAUGCAACCGCGUAAAAAUUACUAAAAGUAC